AAUGUAAUGGAUGUAGAAAAUCUUUCUACCAUAGUUCUGCCCUUAGUGCAUGUCAGAGAAUUCACAUGAGUGAGAAGCUAUGCGAAUGUGAAGAAAGUCAAAUUUUCUCCAGUAAGUCAAAACUCGAGAAACAUGAGAGAAUUCACAAUGGUGAGAAACCCUUUGAGUGUAACACAUGUGGAAAAACCUUUCACCUGAAUUCAAACGUCAGCAUGCGUAAGAGAAUUUAUAAUGAAUGUGGAAAAGUUUUUAACAUAAAGUCAAACCUGAACAGAUAUCAGAGAAUUAACCCAGGUGAGUACCACUAUGAAUGUAAAGAAUGUGGGAAAGCUUUUAACCAAAUGUCAGCCCUCAAGAAGUGUCAGAGAAUUCAAAAGGGUGAAACACUAUUUGAGUGUAAGGAGUGUGGAAAAGCUUUUAACCAAAAGUCACCCUUCACAGUGCAUCAGAGAACUCACCCGGGUGAGAAGCCCUACAAAUGUAAUGGAUGUGGGAAAAUGUUUAAUAACAAAUCCUUCAAGAUGCAUCAGAGUACUCACACAGGGAAAACACCUUAUAAAUGUAAAGAAUGUGGAAAAGCUUUUAGCCAAAAGUCAAUUCUUGGGAUACAUGAGAGAAUUCAUACAGGUGAGAAACCAUAUGAAUGUAAAGAAUGUAGAAAAGCUUUUAACCGAAAGUCACACCUCAUUGUGCAUCAGAGAAUUCACACAGGUGAGAAACCAUAUGAAUGUAAAGAAUGUGGAAAAGCGUUUAACCAAAAGUCAACCCUCAGCAGGCAUCAGAGAAUUCAUACAGGUGAGAAACCAUAUGAAUGUAAAGAAUGUGGAAAAGCGUUUAACCAAAAGUCAACCCUCAGCAGGCAUCAGAGAAUUCAUACAGGUGAGAAACCAUAUGAAUGUAAAGAAUGUGGAAAAGCUUUUAAUUUAAAGUCAACCCUCAGCAUGCAUCAUAGAAUUCACACAGGUGAGAAACCAUAUGAAUGUAAAGAGUGUGGGAAAGCUUUUAACCAAAAGUCGCACCUCAGCAUGCAUCAGAGAAUUCACACAGGUGAGAAACCAUAUGAAUGUAAAGAAUGUGGAAAACCUUUUAAGUUAAAGUCACACCUCAGGAUGCAUCAGAGAAUUCACACAGGUGAGAAACCAUAUGAAUGUAAAGAGUGUGGGAAAGCUUUUAAGUUAAAGUCACACCUCAGCAAGCAUCAGAGAAUUCACACAGGUGAGAAACCAUAUGAAUGUAAAGAAUGUGGAAAAGCUUUUAAGUUAAAGUCACACCUCAGCAUGCAUCAGAUAAUUCACACACGUGAGAAACCAUAUGCAUGUAAAGAAUGUGGAAAAGCUUUUAACCAAAAGUCUCACCUCAGCAUGCACCAGAGAAUUCACACAGGUGAGAAACCAUAUGAAUGUAUAGAAUGUGGGAAAGCUUUUAACCAGAAGUCAACCCUCAGUGGGCAUCAGAGAAUUCACACAUGUGAGAAACCAUAUGAAUGUAAAAAAUGUGGAAAAGGUUUUAACCGAAAGUCACACCUCAGCAUGCAUGAAAUUAUUCACACAGGUGAGAAACCUUAUGAAUGUAAAGAAUGUGGAAAAGCUUUUAACCGAAAGUCACACCUCAGUAUGCAUCAGAUUAUUCACACAGGUGAGAAACCAUAUGAAUGUAAAGAAUGUGGAAAAGCUUUUAACAAAAAGUCAAACCUCAGCAUGCAUCAGAGAAUUCACACAGGUGAGAAACCAUAUGAAUGUAAUGAAUGUGGAAAAUCUUUUAAGCGAAAGUUGCACCUCAGCAUGCACCAGAGAAUUCACACAUGUGAGAAACCAUAUGAAUAUAAAGCAUGUGGAAAAGCUUUUGGCCAAAAGUAAACUCUCAGCAUGCAUCAGAAUGUUCACACAGGUGAGAAGCUUUGUAAAUGUAAUGAAUGUGGAAAAAAAUUUUCUUAUGAAGUCACUGUUUAGAAGAUAUCAGGAAAAAACUCCUUAUGAAUGUAAUAUGACAAGCCUUGUACUGGAAUUCCCUCUAAUAGACAGAAAAGAUUGCACACAAAGGAAAAUCUCAAUGAAUGUAAUUUUUAUUGGAAAAGAUUUUGCUAGAAGCCAUAACUAAGACAUCAUAGUACUUACAUCAAGAAGAAUACCUAUAAAUAUACAACUGUCCUCAGGUAUUGAAGAUUGUCUUGAGGAUCCCCUAUUGAUAUAAAAAUUUGCUCAAGUCCCUUCUAUAAAUGGUGUAGUGUUUGUGUAUUACCAAUUCAUUUCCUGCUGUGUACUUUACAUCUUGUGUACAUUACUUAUUAUACUGGAAGACAUGUGAAUACUAUUGAAAUAGUUGUUUGGGCCGGCCCGGUGGCGCACUGCUACAGUGCGCCGCUUGGGAGCACGGUGGCGCUCCCGCUGAG
Molecule: messenger RNA, 2389 nt
Organism: Galeopterus variegatus (Sunda flying lemur)
Lineage: Eukaryota; Metazoa; Chordata; Mammalia; Dermoptera; Cynocephalidae
Product: zinc finger protein 420-like
Exons: 1
Biological process (GO): regulation of cytokine production; regulation of immune system process; negative regulation of transcription by RNA polymerase II
Source: RefSeq, a predicted model, not a curated record